Molecule: messenger RNA, 1068 nt
Organism: Anarrhichthys ocellatus (wolf-eel)
Lineage: Eukaryota; Metazoa; Chordata; Actinopteri; Perciformes; Anarhichadidae
Product: homeobox protein DBX1-B
Exons: 4
Coding region: 65-1015 (316 amino acids)
Biological process (GO): cell differentiation in spinal cord; regulation of transcription by RNA polymerase II
Molecular function (GO): DNA-binding transcription factor activity, RNA polymerase II-specific; DNA binding
Source: RefSeq, a predicted model, not a curated record
CUCUCCCAGCUGACACAAGGAGUAUCUCAGAUUUCACACACUGACUUUUUUCUCAUCCGGGACCAUGAUGAUCCCAAGCGUCCUCGCGCCUCCUGCCUUCUACCCGGGUCUGUACCGGCCCGCCGCCGCUCUGCCGUUCCACCACACCCACCCGUCCGGCUUCCAUACCCACUCCAGCUUUCUAGUGGAGGACCUGCUGCGGAUAAGCCGGCCUGCAGCCUUCAUUAACCGGACUGUCCCGUCAGCGUGCGCCUCCCUGCCCACGGCCACCACCACCGUGUCCUUCAGCGGCGUGCCCGCGGAGCGCGCGGUGGCCACGACCACGGUGACGCGCGAAUCGUGCUCGCCGAAAAUGUCGGUGUCGAGCAGCAAGGACCCAACUUUUCUCAAGUUUGGAGUGAGCGCCAUCCUCGCACCUUCACCAAAGAUCGCGUCCUCACACCCUUUCCACAGCCUGCACGCCAAGACCUUCCCCAUCCCCUGCUUUGACGGAACCUUUCACCCCAUAUUCAGGACGCCUUAUUUUCCAGCAUCUUCAUCCGUUGUCCCCAUUCCCGGGACCUUUUCUUGGCCCCUGGCCGCCAGAGGAAAACCCCGGAGAGGGAUGCUGAGGAGGGCCGUGUUCUCCGAUGUGCAGCGCAAAGCUCUGGAGAAAAUGUUCCAGAAACAGAAAUACAUCAGCAAGCCCGACAGGAAGAAGCUUGCCUCUAAGCUGGGCCUUAAAGACUCACAGGUGAAAAUCUGGUUCCAGAACCGGAGAAUGAAGUGGAGGAACUCCAAGGAACGAGAGCUGCUGUCAUCCGGUGGCUGCCGCGAGCAGACGCUGCCCACCAAAGCCAACCCGCACCCGGACCUCAGCGACGUGGGCAAGAAGUCUUCGGCUGAGGAGGAAGAUGAGGAAGAAGAGUUUAGAAGAGAGAGAAUCAGGGCGCACUCCAGCAUCUCCUCUCCAUCUCUUUCCAGUAAGCACUCGGACUUCUCAGAGUCAGACGAAGAAGAAAUAACAGUAUCUUAAUUUAUUUAAAAAUAAGCAAAUAUAGAGAGAAUAUAACCCAUGUUUUGUUUUCG